ACUUUACUUUUUAACAGAGGUGUUUUCCUGCUCACUUCAAAAAAAUAUUAUUCUCUUGUACGUGGUUUUAUUUCAUGUGUCAGCUCGGUGGGUUUUUAUGCCGUGAUGUAACAGCUGUUGCUUCGCUCCGCCUGAUGUUCCUCUUUGCACAUUGUAUCUUUGAGCCACAAGUUGGCUCACUGCCUCAUUUACCACAUUGUAUUCUCGUUCAGUGUUUCCCUCUAAUGCACCUGCACAGAUCUGCAUUACAGGAACUGCGAGGGUAGUUUUAUAUAAACAGCACCAGGUUUGGACAGAAGCUGAUGACCAAAGUAGUAGUCGGUGUGACCUCCUGACUUGCAGGCUGCUGUUUCUUAGGCGUUUCUGUCCUCUACAAUGUUGUGGCACUAUGGAUUACAAUAAGUCAUCUCUGAUACUGCUGAAGUUGUUGUACGUGAUAUUUCUUCCAGGUAAGACAAACCUAUUAAUCUUUUGAUUUAUGUGUCAGAAAGGCUGAUUUAAACAGCUUUUUUAUCAGCCCAUGAAGCUGAUAUGUUUGUAAUGGGUUAAAGUGUUACUUUUCUUUCACGUCUCUUAGAGCACAGAGCUGAACUGGUGUACAAUGUCUGUGUUAGAGUAGGUCUAAAAGUUGGAUAAAAAUUAAAAGCAUAAUACAUGAUGUUGAUGCCACUUCACUCUACAUUUAACAGACAAAUACUGUGCUGCCAUUAUUCCAUCAGACAUCAAAUCACCUGCCAUAACUUCUCCUCAUGAUUUUUGCAGAUCUUCAAGCAGAAAAAAUUCGAGUUUUGCCCAAAGUAACUGGAUAUAUUGGCCUUGAUGUCACCCUGCCAUGUAACCCCAUCAGAGAAAAUGACCAAAUCAGCCAGAUUCAGUGGACACUCCAGCAGCCAGGCUCACAGGAGAUCAACAUUAUUGUUUCGAAUGGUAAUGCAGAAGUUCCUGCUAACGAUACAUUUUUGAAGGACAGAGUGGAGAUCUCUAAACAAUCUUUGGUCAUCAGAGAUGUAGAAAUGAAAGAUGCAGGAGCCUACACCUGCAUCCUUGCAACUUUUCCGGGUGGCAUAAUUAGAGGAACAACCAACCUUGUCGUCCAAGGUGGGAACACAAACACUUUGGCAUUUUUGUUUUGCUAUCAGCUUUACUGAUUAUUCUAAACCAGAAUUUUAAAUACCACAUAACUGAAGACAAAUCUGCUUAUAGACAUCCGGUCUUGUUUCCUCCUUCAGAACAGAUGCUGUUAUCAACAGGGGAGAUCUCUGCUAUCGUGAUUUUUGUCAUACUGCUGUUAGUGAUCCUGACAACUGCAGCUUACCUCAUCUUUAUCAGAAGGUAGGUGUUUGUGAGAGAGGGUGUGUGUGGGUGGAAAAAAUAACUUUCACUGAGUAUAAAGUUGUAGAGGAAAAAAAACACAGACUUUGGUGUCAGAGAAUAAAAAUAUAGAAUCUUUUUAGGAAUGUAAGGGUGCAGUGUGUGGCAUCUAGCCGCAUUCAGCAGAGCAGACUGGAUGGAAAAGAGCAGAAUCAGAGCUAGGUUUGAUUAAGUAUCAUCGUCUCAUCUAAAAAGUAUUUGUUUUCAUGAGAAGCAGGUACCUUUCUAUGGGGGCCAUCAUCCUGCACCUCUAUGUUUGACCUUGUAGCAGAGAACAGACAAACUAGAGAGGGUUGUACAUGUUUUUGAGUAAAAUGAGAGGCUCAAAAUGAAACGUACGAGAAUGGGAGAUGAUGAUGAAGAAGAGAGUGGUUUUUGAUGUUGUGUGCAUCGAAAAAAAAAAAAGAAAGUACGGAUAAACUUUUUCUCAUUGUAAAACUUGGAAAAUGAACGAUCACACUGAGCAUGCACAGGAUCUGCUUGUUUUUGUUGAUUCUGGGACCUCAACAGUAGUUGAGAUGAGCAAGGAAGUGUUUUGAUCUAGAAUCUGCUUUAUAUUUCCAUCUCCACACUGUACCUUCACUGAACAUUAAACAAUAAGUUUUUCUUCAAUAGCAAGCUAAUUUAAUUAGAUUUUUGUCUUUGGGUCUUUGAUUUGUCUAAACAGAUGGCAGUAUGUUGAUUUGUGAACUGCUGAAUAAAAUAUGAUUAUGAACCACCCUGAUAUGGUUUUGCUCAUUACAUAUAGUUUUUCCCCACAUGUUCAAUGCAUAAUGAGAUAGCCAACUGUUAUUUUUAAAUAUUUAUUUUUGAUCUACAAAGAAAAUCCACUUUAGAACAAGAGGAAAAUCACUAAUAAUGUUUAUGUGCAGAAAAACUAACCACAACACUUUCUUCCUCUCAGCGCGGGUUCUUUGGCCAGACAACAUGUCACUAUCGGUAUGAACAGCAUAACUUCCUUUUCACUCUGCUAUCACAUGAUCUGUACUUAUAUUUUCAUGAUAUUAUUUUACGAUUGGUGUCAUUUCCCUUUUCUAAAGCAUGUCUGUCUUUCAGAUACUGAUAGUCCAGUGAGGGAUGUGCUGCGGCCGUCCGUUCUUGUCAAAGAGCAGGUGAGCUCAGACAUGGUGUGAAAGUACAUCUCUGAUUUUAGUUCAUAUUUAUAAAAGUUUAAUAGUACUCUUUUUGUGAUAAAGAAAAAAAGAUUUACAAUAUUACAACAAAGUAAUUGAAAUAAUUUAACUAAACCACACUUUAACUGUCUUUUAAACUUGUAGGAUGUGGUCUACUCUGAUGUCAAGCAUAAAGCAUCCAGGGUUCCUGCACCUUCCUCCUAUGACAAACACGCAGAGGCUAUGCGCACUGAUGAUGUGACAUACUCUGUGGUUGCAGUGUCUCGUGGAAAUGACAUGAGAUGUGUUUCGGAGAUAUGAUAAAAUUCUCUUUUUUUUUAAUCUGUGAGAAGAAACAGAAUUCAAAUAUAAGCAGGUAUAGUGUAACAUCUGUGCUCUUUAAAUGAUUCAGUCGUUCUUAAGGACAUGUCCUAAUUUAAAGGACACUGACAGAACGAUCAAACGAGAGCAAAUAUGUACUUCGAUUAAUGAUGACUAAUAAUAUACAUAGGGAGAUAAUAAGAACUCGGUGCCAUAAAAGUUUAAACCAAAAGACUUUUGCAAGAACAUGUGACCUCUUCACGAGGUCACGAGAUGAGGAUUUUUUGACCAGUUUACGAGAAGUGAUAAAAUUAUGAGUAAACCAACGCCUGCUUCAUCAUACUGUAGGAGGUGCAGAGUGCAAUGAUGAGUAGUAGAUAAACAUCCCGCUCUUAAAGGAGUAUAAAGAUUUAAAACUUGUGGUUGAGGAGUGAAAACAGAGGCGCAGCUACAGAUAACAUCGCACUAAUCCAAGACACACAAUAGGACAGCUGUUAUUAGUCAUUGCCCUUACUUAUUCAAAGAUUAAGAGUCUUUGGAGCCAAGCCUGAAGCUCUUUAAUGCCAGACUCCAUCAUAUACAUAUAUAGCAACCUGUAUAUGGUGCAAAUAUUUCUUUUUGCUAUUAUUACCAAGAUACACUCAGGAUGACAGGAAUGCCAGCAGUUUCUCUGAUAUUUUGACAAAAAAACAAACAAUAUAAAUCAAGAACAGCAGAUUGCAAAAGAUAAAAAACAGUCUGUGGCAAAGUGAAUUCCUGAACCUCAGCUGCCAUUCUCUUUUGAAGCUGUUGAGAUAUUUGAUAAAAUCCUGGCAUGCUGUUUAUUCUACAGAAAAAAAUGGUCAUUUUUUAUUGUAAGGGAUUUUUUCUUCAAAAAUGAGAAACUAUCAGUAACCUCCAGGAUGUCAUCACAGUAAGAGGGUCUUUCAAGUCUGCCAGGCUGUGCUGUGAUUCACCUGGAUGGUCACAGUUGCUUCAUGCUCAGCUGGAUACAGCUGUCACUCUGGCUAUUAAAUGAAAAGCAUAACCAUUAUCAGUCCAUUAUUCUGUAAGAGAUUUCAGUUUUAUGGUGUGAACUUGUAAAAAUAUUGGUGUAUCUGCAAACUCAUAAUCGAGCUCCCAGGGUGUCACAUGAGCCACAGAUCACAGAUCAGGAACUUUUUUUUAGCAACGUGGGAACUCAUCAGUUUUUGUGGCCCUUUACUGUCUGACAAUCAAAGGAGGAGGAAGACCAAAAAGGAAGACAAAAAACAGGAACUAACUCAGUAAUGCAAAACAAGUGUUGCAUAAAAAAGAGCAAAAGCUGAAUGUGAAAGGUGAAGUUUAAAGUGACUCAAAAUGUCAAUUUCUGUAUGAACAUUUACUCUUCACAUUGAUUUGUAAGGAUCAGAUAAACUUGAAUUUACGUGACCCUGA
Messenger RNA from Xyrichtys novacula (pearly razorfish), 4220 nucleotides. Lineage: Eukaryota; Metazoa; Chordata; Actinopteri; Labriformes; Labridae. The record is from the annotation of a GenBank genome assembly.